Closterium sp. Yama58-4 is the source of this 1914-nucleotide messenger RNA. Lineage: Eukaryota; Viridiplantae; Streptophyta; Zygnematophyceae; Desmidiales; Closteriaceae. The record is from the annotation of a GenBank genome assembly.
AUGGGCUCCGCGGAUCCGCGCGUGGCGGCGCAGGCGCGCGCGCAGCAGCGGAAGAAGGGGAAGAGCAAGUGGGGAGACACUGCUUUCGGGGGCGUGGAGGACGUGGCGCGCGCCGAGGAGGACUUCCAGCCUCAUGGUAGGGCCGGUUGGGGUGAAUGCGUCUCAGAAACGGUUCACUGGGCAAGCGGUGCUGGCAGUGCUGGCGGUGGGGAGGGGGGAGUAUUGGCAGUGGGGAGGAAGGAGUGCCGUGCUCCAAGCUGGGCGAGAGAGGAGGAGCAGGAGGCAAUGGAGCCGUUCAACCUGCAGCAGGAGCGCGAGGAGGGGUACUUUGAUGCCGAGGGCAACUAUGUGGAAUACAGAGAGGACACCGAGGCCACGCAGAGGUGGGCCCCACCUUGGCCGCCAAGGCAGCAGCACGACCCCUCCACGCAUACUCACUCCAGCACGAGCAUGGAGGAUGGCAGCGACGCCGACGACUGGGAGGAGCCCGCCCGCCACGCCGCCAACGGCGCCGCGGAGGCGAUCGGCAACGACUCCGCUGAAGCCGCGUCGUCGGCGUCGUCGCGAUCAUCGCACAGCGACGCGGAGAGUGAAGAUCGAGGCGCUGGGGACGAGAGGAGGGAAGGCAAUGGGGAGAGAGAGGAGGAGAAGGAAGGCGGGUAUGACGGGGAAGGGCUAGACGGGGAUGUGAAGGGCAGCGGUGUCGAGGAGUCGACGGGACGAGACCCGCAGGGUGAUGCGCGCGAGGGCGGCGAGCAGGGGGGAUGGCGGAUGGGGGACGGGGCUGGGCGCGCGGGCGAGGCAGCAGAGGGGGAUGAGCGGCCGGCGAAGCGGAUGGACAGGUGGGGGGGGCAGGUGAGGGCGGGGCAGGCGGGGCGGAGGGGAGGGGCUGCUGGUGCGCGUGGUGGCGGACCACUACAGCCGGCGCGACAACCAGCAGCGGCACGAGCGCGAGGCGAGUCCCAUCAUCCACCUGAAGAAGCUCAACAACUGGAUCAAGUCCGUGCUCAUCCGCCUCCCACCCACCCCGCCCGUGGCGCGCGCGUGCUGGACCUGGCGUGCGGCAAGGGCGGCGACCUGACCAAGUGGGCGCGCGUCAACGUGGGCUUCUACCUCGGAGUGGACGUGGCGGAGGGCUCCGUGCACGACGCCAUGGCGCGCUACAACGGCGACUCGCACCGCUCCUUCGCCGGGGGAGACGGGGCGGACAGCGACCGGCGGCAGAUGCGGUUCCCGGCGAAGCUGGCGUGUGCGGACUGCUUCGGCGUGGCGCUGGACCGCGAGCUGCUGCCGUGGGCGCCCUUUGACAUCUGCUCCACGCAGUUCGCGCUGCACUACUCCUUCGAGACCGAGCAGCGCGCUCGCUGCGGGCUGCGCAACAUCGCGGCGCUGCUGCGGCCGGCGGGCGGCAUGUUCAUCGGCACCAUCCCCGACGCCAACGUGCUCGUGCAGAAAUUACGAGCCUCGCCGAACCUCAGGUUCGGCAACUCCGUCUACUCGAUAGAAUUCGCCCCGGAGUUCGCAGACAAGAAGUUCCCGUCAACCCGGCCGUACGGCAUCCGGUACGAGUUCCGGCUGGAGGACGCGGUGGACUGCCCCGAGUGGCUCGUGCCGUUCGCCUUCCUGCAGCGCCUGGCGGGCGAGUACGGGCUGCAGGCACUCUACCACGCCAACUUCCACACCUUCAUCAAGACGCACGCCGCCGUCGAGCCGCACGCGUCGCUGCUGCGCCGCAUUGCGGGCGAGCGGUGGCGCGAGGAGAUGACGGCGGACGAGUGGGACGCUGCUUACCUCUACUGCGUGUUUGUCUUCCGCAAGGAGGGCCAAGGGGGGCCUGAGGGGGGUGGCGCUGCAGGGGAGAGGAGGGAGGAGGUUAUUAGGAGAAUGGAAAGUGAUGAUAUUCUGAUUCUCUAA